Thamnophis elegans (Western terrestrial garter snake) is the source of this 4069-nucleotide messenger RNA. RefSeq names its product ankyrin repeat domain 40 (gene ANKRD40). The transcript has 5 exons. The record is from RefSeq and is a predicted model, not a curated record. Gene Ontology annotation, molecular function: protein binding. The coding region runs from base 273 to 1355 and encodes 360 amino acids. NCBI's taxonomy places the organism in Eukaryota, Metazoa, Chordata, Lepidosauria, Squamata, Natricidae.
CAGAAACGACCGAGACUUAGUCUAACUAUGCAAUUAGGGAAAAUGGCCUUCAGAAGUAUCAGGGUGAUUUAUGAGCAGUAGAUAGAAAAGAAUUGCCGACGCGUUUAUAAUUAAAAGAAUAAAACCCGAGUCUUUCUUUUUGGGGAUUGACGUAUUCGGCCGGCCUCUGAUUGACUAGCGUGAUAAAAUGGUUCAUCAUCUAUAGUAGUUAAGUAGAUAGGCAGGCAGGCAAUUGAUAAUCUCAAAGUUGACUGGGGAGAGAAUUUCAUAACAUGACUUCUGCAAUAGAGGAAAAAGAGCUACAGGAGAGACUGAGAGAAGCUGCUGCUUUGGGGGAUAUUGAGGAAGUUCGGCGAUUGGUGGAUUUUGGAGUGAGUGUCAACUCUCAGAAUGAAAUCAACGGUUGGACUUGCUUGCACUGGGCCUGUAAACGAAACCAUGCCCAGGUCGUGGCAUACCUUCUAGAGGCUGGCGCAGAUAAAGACAUUCUCACAGUUAAAGAAGAAAAAGCACUCCAGUUGACAUCCAAGAAGGAAAUUAGGAAGAUGCUGGGAGUGGAAGAUGAUGAUGAGCUUUUGGAUGUGAAGAAAGACUUGCCAAUUAUCCCAAAUUAUUUAUCUAAUCCGCCUUUUCCUUACGUGUAUAACUCCAUGAGUAACAGCACUACCAGCACCUCAGAUUCCUCUUUGAAUGGAAGACUUUCUCCUCCGUUACAAAAACACAACAUGGACAUUCCGAUAUCUUUGCCCCCAGUACAAACAUCUGACACAGCAGUAUUGCAACAUGGAAAGGCCUCUGUAGGAUGUGAUGGAGAGGUGACAAAGGCAAUCGCUAUAGAAUGCCUGGAACCUGUUGUUCAGAAUGGCCAUGCUCAUCAGCUCUCUGUUCCUCCGAGUAGGACACACUGUUCCCCAGCCGGAUCUAUACAACCAGAAACCCAGCAACCCAGUGGCCCUUACACAGGAGCUGUCCCAACAUUUCAGCCUUUCUUCUUUACUGGAGCAAUUCCCUUCAGUAAUAUACAAGAACUGGUACUUAAGGUCAGAAUUCAAAAUCGUACCCUGAAGGAGAAUGACUUCAUUGAAAUUGAAUUGGAUCGACAAGAAUUGACCUACAAAGAACUGCUUAGGGUGAGCUGCUGUGAAUUGGGUGUUAACCCCGAACAUGUGGAGAAAAUCAGGAAGCUUCCAAACACAGUGUUAAGAAAGGACAAAGACGUCUCGAGGCUUCAAGAUUUCCAAGAACUGGAGCUUGUUCUAAUGAUGAGUGAUAAUGACUUUAUGUUUAAAAAUGCAGCACCAGCACUGACCGAAAGGCCUUGUUAUAACAAGAAAGCAUCAAAACUAACUUACUGAAUAUUGAAUUAAAAGUUUCAUUCUAGUAUUUAACUAUUAAACCUAGAACGCUCUAAGGGCUAUAACCAUUAACUUCUACUGUACCGUGGAAAGUAUAAUUAAACAGACUGAGCAUAUAUCUUUGAAAACAAGCUGAAACAGUUGGACUUGUUUUUAAUUUAAUAUGCUAAAGGUGAAGAUAUCAUACUUGCAUUUCAUAAACUGACAGGUGGAAUACCCUAACCUAUGAAUGAUCUUUCUUAAAAGGAAAUUGUUUCUUCUUGGAGUACAACAAAAUAAAAGUUCUCAGGGAAAUAAAUUAAUUGUCCUAAUAAUUGCUACUAGUAAAAAGGAGGCAUUGAAAGACUGAAUAUGUAACGCAUUUAAUGCUGAUAACAGGAUAUUUCAAAUGCAGUUAGUUGUCUAAGUAGAUCUGAAUGUGCAACUUGAGAAAACGUGAGACAAUUUUACAGGAAGGAGAAAGGAGAGAUGUAGACUUUUGGACAAUAGCCUAUUAAAUCGAGAAUUACUUUUACAGUAAUCACACUAAUGCAUAUUUACAUAUUGUUGGCAGCAGCACCUUGCAAAUAUAUAAGUGAGGUGUGCCUUGCCAUUGCUGAUGGCAAGAGGAGCAGCUAAUUUUGUGAUCCCAGAGAAAGACCUAUUUUGCUACCUUUUCCUGCUUGGGGCAAAGCAUCGAAGAGCUUCUGUAAGAGACAGAGGCUGUACAAUUUAGAAAUUAAGGAAGCGGUUCCUUCCACUUGUUGAUAUAACAGUGGUAUAAGGGAUGCUGCCAAUGUUCUUAGGAAAAUCUGUAUUUCAGAAAGAAGCACAUUGACUGGUUAAAAAAUCUAGCCAAGUAAGUUAAAUCAGCUGUGAUUUCUUCGAAAUGGUGCUCAGAUAAAAUACUAGAAAAUAUACUUUACUGUAUUAAUCCAGACUUUAAGGGUAGUGUUAACCAAAACUCUGUGUAUGUGAGUGUAACCAAGAACUGCUUAGCAGUAAACAAUGCAGAAUGUUUGGUACUGAUUUUCCUUCUUUGCUUUUCUUUUGUCUAUUUAACCUUGAGAAUUUUCCUGAGGAACAAUCAGGAUGUCUACUUGGUAGCCUGGUUCCAAGGUGACAUUAGCACAAGUUCUUCUGCCUCUAAUUUUUAUCCUAUUUAUCCUCAGGUUCUUUAAAACUGUUACUUAUUUAAAGGAAAGCUUGUAGCAUCUUAGAUAGGAGAAAUAUUUUAAUAUCGAGAUAAAUAAUACAUCUUGGAAUUUCUAUGCAUUUUUGACAGUCUUGCUUGCAUUUCAUAUACGCAUGUGUAAACUUUUCAUCAUCCUGCUAGUUCAAGUUGUGUAAUAAUAUUUUGAUGCCAAAUUCCAGGGGGGUGGGUGGGUGGAACAGUAUGAAAAAGCAUGGGAGGCAGUAUUACAAUUAAGAAUUAAUUAUUAACCUAGUUUUAGGAUUCUGUAUAGCUAGUGGAUUGAUAUCAAUUCAUUUAUUUGUAGUCCAACGAAUACAUGCUAUAAUAUAGAUGGAUUAUACAGCUACCUGGGCAGUUAGGAUUUAACAGGUGUAUUGAGUUGCUAAUUUCAGUUGCCAGAUGUCAGAGUUCCUUGUCUACAGAUUCAGGAGUGUGUGCACAAGUGCUGUGAACUUAAAUUUAAGCCAUUGGUGUCUGGAAAAAAAAAGAUUGAUCCAGAACAUAAGGAAUUAAGAUAGACUGAAAGAAGUAACCUGUAUAACAUUUUUUAGAAUACCCAGUGAAAAAAACAACAAAUGUCAGAAUUGCCAAUCCAAGUCCUGAGUUGUGAUUAUAUUUGCCAGGUUUUAAAUAAUGAAUUUGGAAAACUAAUUCAAUCCAUGUCUUCGUAGUAGGAAGAGUUACACUGUAUGCUCUGCAGGAUUAAAUUCGGUUUUCUCCUUGUGCUGAGUUUUCCAGUUUCUAUCCUCUCCAUUCUACCUUAAAAAAGGAGUGGGAAGGAAGAGUGCCUUGGAGGGGAGAAAGUAGAGAUUCUUAGAUCUUGUCUAUCCCUCCCCCCUCCCAUUGAUUUUGGGGAAGUAGAGCCAGAAAGAACUUUGAGAAUCUAGGUUUUUUUACAUUACAUGGCAAGCUGGCUGGUGUAACCCUCUGUUCUGUGGUCAUUGCUUUUGUUUACCUCUGCCUGAAUUUAACCUGAUGGUAAAACUGAUUGAAUAUAUUUUAUAGAAUCAGUUCUUUGAACCUACAGUGUCAAAAUGUGCGCUGUGUCACUUUUUCCCCUUUGGAUCCUAUAAGGAACAGUCUACAAUGUUUUCCAAACAGUUCAUUUAUAUAUGGGUGCUCCAUCACUGGAGGCUUUCAAAAUUAGACUGGACAGCCAUUUGACCAGGAUGGUAUAAGGCAAUGAUGGCGAACCUUUUCAGCACCAAGUGCCAAAAAGGGAGCAUGCGCAAUGCUUGCAUGUUUCACAAGCAUGCUCAGUUGGCCCACAACCCGGAAGAGGAGCUGCCCAGGGCGCAUGCAUAACCCUGAAAAUAAACUUCUGGUUUCCAACAUACGCAUGCACGCUGGCCAGCUAGUCCUCCAGUUACUGGCACGCAUACGCGCAUGACAAUCAGCUGGCCAAUGUGCAUGCUCAUGCAUGAAAAUGGAAGACCAGCUCUUCCAGUUUCUGGUACUGCUGCACGUACAAAGGCCAGCUAAUAGUUGUGUGCACGCCAGAAACCCAGAAGAGGAACAGGUGAUGCCACACGUGCCCAAU